Molecule: messenger RNA, 1929 nt
Organism: Closterium sp. NIES-67
Lineage: Eukaryota; Viridiplantae; Streptophyta; Zygnematophyceae; Desmidiales; Closteriaceae
Source: the annotation of a GenBank genome assembly
UCUUCAAGGCAUCGGUAACGGAUCGCCGCUAUAAGCUGUGGUAACCACCCCGGAGAUCACGGCAGUGAUGGCGCUGCGCAACCAUGUGAGCUGCGCUGGUGGCAGGGCGGUGCUGCGCAUCAUAGAGGAGGAGGGGCUGCAGGGGAAGUGCAGAGGCUGCAAGGGUUGAAGGGGAAACAUGAGGGUGAGUGGGUUGGUGAGUGGAUGAGAGAGUGAGGGAGGGAAACUUGUGGUUGAAGUGGAGAUGCACACUUUUCUAGGGACACCUGUGAGCUGCGCUGCUGGCAGUGGAGCUGGUCACAGUGAGGACGGUGAACGCUUCCCUGUCUUCAUCUCUCCAAUCCCUUUCCCUGUCUUCAUCUCUCCAAUCCCUUUCCCUGUCUUCAUCUCUCCAAUCCCUUUCCCAGUUUUCAUUGGUACUUUCUCUUCACUCCGUCACCUCCCGUCCACCAGUGGUGAGAGUUGUGAAGGGCGCAGGCUUAGUGCUGGGAGUGGAGCUGGUCCUGUACGAACCUUCCCGUGCCAUCAUCUCUCCCCCCCCCACCCCCACCCUUGCUGGUUGCCAUCCCACGUAAUGGGAGGGGAGCAGGUCUGAUGCUGGCAGCAGAUACACACACUGACAGGGUCACCGGAACUCUUUAGACUCAACUCGCUUUCCCUGACUCCCGCAUCAUAGAGUCUAGUUUUGAGGCGCCUCAAGACUAGAUUCCCCCUUGCUCAUGUCCACCCAACAGUGGUUGGUGAUGUGAGAGGAGCGGAUCUCAUGCUGGGAUUGCAGCUGGUGACAGGCAGGGCCUACUGCUAACCACCUCUCCCUUGUGUGCGCGGAUCUCACGCACGUUCCUCCCUGCAGUGAUCGGAGACAUGACGGGAACAGGUCUGAUGCUGGGGGUGGAGCUGGUGGCAGACAGGGCGGCCAGGACCCUCUAUCUUCAUCUCUCCUCCACCGUGCUCGUUCUCAUCCCACCCCCUGUGAUUGGAGACCGGGGGGGGGCAGGGCUGAUGCAGGGGGUGGAGCUGGUGGCAGAUACGGCGACUAAGACUCCCGCCAAGGCAGAGACGCUGCAAGCAUUCGAGCGUCUCAAAGCUCUGGGCCUCAGUGCCAUUCUCUUUGCUUCGUCCCUUGAAUCUGCUGCAGACCUGGGAGUGCUGGUGGGUGAGGGAGGGCACAUGAAAGAGUGAACCUCAUCAUUUGCCUCAUGCUCUCCCCCCCAUCCAUUGCAUGCUGCAGACCUGGGAGUGCUGGUGGGUGAGGGAGGGCACAUAAAGGAAUGAACCUCAUCAUUUGCCUCAUGCUCUCCCCCCCAUCCAUUGCAUGCGGCAGACCUGGGAGUGCUGGUGGGCAAGGGCGGGUACCAUGGGAAUGUGUUCCGUAUCAAACCACCCAUGUGCUUCACCAAGGAUGAUGCAGGUACGGGCCUACCGAGGCUCAUGUGGGUACUGACCUACCGAGGCUCAUGCAGGUAUAGAUUUACCAAGGCUGAUGCAGGUAUGGACCUACCGAUGUUUAUGCAGGUACUGACCUAACAAUGUUGAUGCAGGUACUGACCUACCGAGGCUGAGGUACAGACCAAUCGAUUCUCAUGCUGGCAAGCUGCCUCAUCCCCACACUAUCCUCCGAGUCCCAUCCAGGAAGGAGAUUAGGGUGGAGUGAGGCUGGCACGCAGGUGCAUGCUGUCACUUGUGACAGUCGGUGAACCCGGCUCAUCUCUGCCAUGGCACAUGGCGAAUGCUGCCUUCGUGGCGAAGACGUGUUUUGGAAUUCACAUCUAGCUCUCGCCCUGUGGAUAUGACAUUGAGAGAAUGAAUGCACCAUGUCAAUCGUUGUAAACAUCCAUCACGCCAAUGUCCUUGGACUUGCCAGAUUGGCAUCGUCAAGUGGAUAUUACUGCUAAGACUAGAAAGAAUGAAUAGAAGAAGGGAGUGUUA